This is a messenger RNA of Monodelphis domestica (gray short-tailed opossum), 2101 nucleotides long. Its product is annotated as ER membrane protein complex subunit 5. Gene Ontology annotation, cellular component: EMC complex; plasma membrane; early endosome. The record is from RefSeq and is a predicted model, not a curated record. Lineage: Eukaryota; Metazoa; Chordata; Mammalia; Didelphimorphia; Didelphidae.
GGACUAAGAGAACGGAGAUUGGAAGUUAAAAAACGCCUUCCUGGCUCGUUUCUUUACUCACGGGGUCCGCAAAAACCCGCGAGAUCUUCAUAAAAUCUCGUGUCCUUUCCUCACAGGCGUCCCUCUCCCUUUCCCCUUCUUCCUCCUUCUUCCGGUCCUUCCUCCGCCUUUCUUCUUCUCUCUCCCCUCCUUUUUCAUUCGCCGAGGGUACGUGACGCAAUCAUCCAGCGCCUUAGUACUAUAAGCAGUUGGGCGCAGCAGUAGUCGCGUAGCCCGUCGCAGUCGUUGUCGUAGUUGCCGUGGCUGUUAACUCCGUUCAUCGAGAAUCAUGGCGACUUCUCUGUGGAAAGGUUUGGUGGGGCUGGGCCUUUUCGCGCUGGCCCACGCUGCUUUCUCCGCUGCGCAACAUCGUUCCUAUAUGCGCUUAACAGAAAAAGAAGAUGAAGAUCUGCCCAUCGAUAUCGUCCUUCAAACACUGAUGGCCUUUGCUGUUACCUGUUAUGGUAUAGUCCAUCUUGCAGGGGAGUUUAAAGACAUGGAUGCUACUUCAGAACUGAAAAAUAAGACACUAGACACAUUAAGGAACCACCCAUCUUUUUAUGUAUUUAAUCAUCGCGGUAGAGUAUUGUUCCGGCCUUCAGAUAUGGUGUAUUCUUCCAACCAAGAUGCUUUGUUGUCGAGAUCUACAGUGAAGUUACGAAAACUUGAACCUCUGCGUCGUUAAGAUUAUUCAUGUUACAAUAAUAAACCCGGAAAACGGAUAUAUAAUAUUGAAGUUUGGGGUAUAAACCAGUUUUUAAAAUAUCUACAACAGACUUUAUACUAUAAAUAUAACCAAGGAUUUUGUUUGUACACUGUUAAUGAAAUGGCUGAAUUGUGACUUGGCAAUGCAGUAUGUUAUUGCGACAAUUAUGCUGUGAAACGUGACUGACCUUUCAUACUUUAAACACUGUUUCAGUUUAUUAUUAUUUUUUCAGUUAAAAAACUCAUUUUUAAAAGUCAGACACUUGAAAAAUUUCAUCGAAGAAAAAUGGAGUGCUUUAUAGCAAUUUAUUUCCUUUGGUUUGCUUACACACAAUUUUAAGGAUUUGGUGUAUGUGUGUAUGGAAAUACUGUGUGGACUACUGAAUAUUGCAUCAGAAGGGUGGGAAAAGUUGUCGAUCUUCAGUUCUUAGGGUUAAAUGUGCUUAACUGCUUUACUGCAAUGGUCCUUGGAGACCAAAAUGGUGGCUCGUCGUUUUUUUUCCCUUCUGACCCUUCAAAAGAGGUUACACUUAAAAGUUCUUUUCAGUUUUAUCAGUGACUUUCUUCUCCCUACUCUCACUUCCUCCAAGCUGCACCUCCAUCAGUCGAAGAUAACUGUCAUGCUAUUCUCUAACACCUCUGGAACUUUAUUCAAAUAUGCUAUUUUACUGGGCACUUUUAUGGCAGAAAUUAUUUGCCCUAACAGAGAUUUAUCAAACAAGCUCAACUUGCAUAAAGAAGCAGCAGCGGAAGCAGAAAAUGACAGCCCUGAGAGACCACAGGGGGCAGCAGCAGCUUGGCAGAGAAGAAGGCUCUGUUCUCCAUGACAGCAGCUGCUGAGAGCUGGCAAUGGCAGCAGCGUGGGGGACUCUGGGAGCACACUAAGAAGGCUGGCUUUGAGAUACGGACCUGAGAAAAAGAGGCACAGCUAUUUGCUGGAAGACAGAGCUGGGAGAGGUGUUCUAGCUGUAAUGCCGCCUUCCUGACCUGGGAGCUCCAUUUGUAUUCCUUCCCCAUCCGAGGAAGGUCUGAUGGUGUACCUUUGUGAGGAUGGAGGGUGGGGCUGAGACUGACUCUACUUCUUUAUUUCUCUUCUUAUUUUCUUUGCUCUUCUUUUCCAAUUAAAUGCUUUGCCAUUUGGUUUAAUGUUCCUGCCUGGUCUGUUGGUAGAGAAUAUAUCUGUGGGUUUUUCCCUCAAGAUCUUUAUAGGUAGUAUUGAAAUGAACUAAGGAUACCGCACGGGGCCAGUGAAGUUUUUUUUCCAUGAUUUUUGGGGGGACGAGGCUAUACGGAUGUGUACAUGUGUACAUUAGUAGACACUCACAAUAAAUUACAUUGCUUAAGUUGUUUAAACUAA